Messenger RNA from Trematosphaeria pertusa, 1284 nucleotides. RefSeq lists its product as uncharacterized. The transcript has a single exon. The coding region runs from base 6 to 959 and encodes 317 amino acids. The record is from RefSeq and is a predicted model, not a curated record. Lineage: Eukaryota; Fungi; Ascomycota; Dothideomycetes; Pleosporales; Trematosphaeriaceae.
GGCCCAUGAAGCCCAUGCAUCUCCCGCUCGAGCUCGUGCUCAACGUCAUCACUUGCUCGCUCCCAAAGCCGAACGUCCUCCUCACUCCUUCUCAUCCGAUCACGCAGCUGCUCUAUAGCUUCGCGCUGGUCUGCAAGGAGACUCGCCGAGUGGCCAACCGCUAUCUGCGUCAACAUUGUCUCUACCUGUCGUCCGAGUUGCGUCUGCGCUCUCUUCUCUUGACUAUACCCACUCGCCCGGACCUGCGCAGCAUCACGGCCCUGUUCUUGGCGCCGUUUGGCGAAACGAUUGAUGACCAGCCUACGGCCACAUGGGUCAGGGAACUGUUCAGCUACACGUGCACGACCCUAAAGCGACUGAUCAUCGACAUUCCUCUGCGAAGUCUCUACCCGGAGCAUGACCACCUUGGUGUCCGAAACAUUCUCCGCGAGGGUUUCCAGAGGCUCGAGCAGCUUGAGGAAUUCGUCAGCGUCCGGGAUGAACUAUUCCUCGAUAUCACCUGGCAUGGCGACGAGCCGGCCUUCUGGAGGCACUGGCCCAAACUGCGUCGUCUGGCGCUCUACAAUCCCGAUACACACGCAGACUUCUGGAGAGGUGUCGCGAAGAAUCCGCAGCUAGAAACUCUCGUCUUGACACGCGCUGACGGGCUGCGGGACGUCAACAUCAAAGCAGAGUACUUCCAACGCGCUAGCCGGCCUCUUAAGGUCUUGCUCAUCAACGUCGAGGAUGACCAGGUCCGAUUCGGAAACAUGCGACGGUUUGCUUGGGAUGCGGUGGAUCCGAAGAUGAAGAUGACCAUUGCGACCUACAACGUUCCUCUCUUUGAAGAGGAGAACCCGAUAGAGGGUUGCCAAGAGUACGUCAAGACGGGGGCGGAGCAUGGGACACUGUGGGAUUGGGAGGGAGAGAUCAUCCAACACCCCCCGAGGAUUGUCCAGCAGGUCCCUUCUGGGGCUUGAGGUGGUGAGAGUUCAGAACAUGGUAGGAGGGCGCGCAAGUAAUCGAAGCUGGUCGAAAGGCAAAGGUAGCGAGAGAUGGUCCAGAGCAGAUGCAGAACGACUGUAUUCAAGGACAAACUGGGUAUUCGGUAUCAUGGACUGCACCCCUAUCGCGCGUCGUCGUUCGCGAUCCCACUCCUCGCUUCCUAGCUCCACCCCAGUAUCAAACAGGACAUUGAUCAAACUGCAACGCGGUUAGCUCCCGUUCCAUCAAUUUUGCAAUGAUUGAAGUCCUCACCUCCCCACGUAUCACGCACUCAUCUAAUGAGCAACCGGCUGAGCAGGC